CGGCAAAGAAAAAAAGCGUAUCUUUAAAAAGAUAAAACCUCUUUCUUUAUUAUUUGUGAAUUUCUCUGUUUAUCUAUUAUAUGGUUCUUGUUGGUGAUAUGACGACAUCGAUUGCCGAUAUUUUUGAGGACUAUGUAGAGAGUUUGCAGAACUUACCAUCGGAGAUUGAUCAAAACAUGCACGAACUGCGUAGCAUGGAUGAAGAAUUUCAACGAUUUAGAGAAAUUUACACAAAGCACAGGCGAUCCUAUGCCAAGUUACUGCGAAAUCCAUCCUCUCCCCCCACACCCAACGUUGCACAACCUCCACCUACACCCACCGCUCACGUCAACCUAGUAGCAGCACGACUACAAUUAGAAAAAGACUACAAGACAGCUAUUCAGAAACAGGAUCAGAAAAUCGAACUCGCCAUGCGCAUGUAUGAUCUCGUCUCUCGGCACAUUGAACGUAUUGAUUCCCAAAUGGCGAAAAACGGCAUUGCCGAACUCGAUUGGAUAGCAUCCAAUAAUCACAGACGAGGGCCUUGGGAUGAAUCUUGGCGUCACGAUGCAGCAGCUUCUCGGAAACGAUCCAUAUCCAAUGGUGGUCCUGCUGGGUUCCGGAAACGAACCCAUCACUCGUCGCGUCCCAAUCCAGCUAUUAAUGGUCACCGCGCCUUGACCGAAUUGGAGAUCGACCCCAAUGAACCGAGAUACUGUUAUUGCAACCAGGUAUCGUUUGGUGAUAUGGUCGCAUGUGAUGGUGAAAACUGUGAAAAAGAAUGGUUUCAUUACGCUUGUGUUGGCUUGGUGGAACCGCCCGCUGGAAAAUGGUUCUGUGACGAAUGUGCUGCCGAAGAAGACAACUAUCGGUUCAAACAAUACACAGACGAUUAUUAAACAGUAUAUCAACUUUUUGUACAUAUAUCAAACGACAGUAUAACUGUUUUUCUUCCUUGAUAACCAUGAUCAUUGGUGGUACUUUCUGCUCUUUGCCACUAUUCUACAUUAUACUGCUACUGUAUACAGAGAAGAAAUACGUGAUAGACCAUCUCUAACUUCCUGUAGG
This is a messenger RNA of Radiomyces spectabilis, 1047 nucleotides long. RefSeq lists its product as uncharacterized. The record is from RefSeq and is a predicted model, not a curated record. NCBI's taxonomy places the organism in Eukaryota, Fungi, Mucoromycota, Mucoromycetes, Mucorales, Radiomycetaceae. Gene Ontology annotation, biological process: regulation of DNA-templated transcription. The transcript is spliced from 6 exons. The coding region runs from base 81 to 878 and encodes 265 amino acids. Gene Ontology annotation, cellular component: nucleus.